AAUUACUUCCGGUCAUUUCCGUCGAAUGGCGACUACGAUGGAUUAUUCGUUUCGAAGUGUGUUGUCCUGACUUUCGCUCAGUAAUUGCAAAAUAUCUUUCAACUGUCUUAUUCGUAUAUCGGGAUUCUGUUAUUUUAUAUUCAGUGUAUGCAUGAAGAUUUGUUCGUAAUUUCCUACGUGCAGAGAACUACAUUUAGAAGUAUCAGCGUGCCUUGUGUGGGACACUUUUUCUACAAGAAUAAUGGCUGAUAUCGAAGGAAAAAAGUUAACCGAACUACGAGUUAUAGACUUAAAAACGGAGCUCGAACGUCGCGGAUUGGACAAAACUGGCAAUAAAGCAGCACUUCUCGAACGUCUCUCCAAAGCUAUAACUGAUGAAGGACAAGAUCCUGAUGAAUAUCUGAUAGUACCAUGCGGUGGAAUAUGUAAGAUUAUCCCAAGGAAAAAUAGUGUAACUGGUACAACGAAUCAAGAAGAAUCUACUGAAGUAUCAGAAAGCAUAAAAGAAGAACCAGUGGAAGUACGUGAAACUAAUGAAACAAAAAUUAAGAUAGAGACAAAGCCUAAUAUCGAAGAGGAUACAAUGAAGGUAUUGAAGACAGAGGAACCUCAAAGCGAAGUUCAAAAUGCCGUUAAGAAAGAAAUAGAAGACAAACAAGAACUUAAAAAUCAUUUAAACAAGUCGUUGACCGAAACUAUCCAGGUCGUUGAAAAGAAAGUAGAAUCUGAAGCAAGUACUGCGGUAAAUCAAAUCCCAACUAAUUCAGUUUCGACCGUCGAGGCUAAUGGUAUCGACAACGAAGAUUCCAUCAACCUAACUAUUGGGGAAGAUGAAGAAAAUCUCCUCGCUGAGGAGACAGAAUCACACGAUAGGCACAAGGAUGGAGGAGAUAAGAAGAAAGUGGAAGAGAACAAGAAGGGAGACACUAAAGGGAGCAGUAGAGGAGAAGCCGGUGCCAACAACAAGGAAGGGUCGACAUCAGGUGCAAACGUCGGGACGAAGAACAAGCAGGACGGUGGUGGAGACGGAAGCAAGAGUGCGGAGUCUGGUAACAAAAGUCAGAAGAGAGACGAUAAAGACAAAAAGGCGUCACAGGUCAGUCCUGUUAAUGCAAGCAGCAGAAAUUUAUGGGUCUCCGGAUUAUCAUCGAGUACUCGCGCUACGGAUUUGAAACAGAUAUUUUCCAAAUACGGAAAAGUAAUCGGGGCUAAAGUGGUUACAAAUGCUAGAACACCCGGGGCAAGAUGUUACGGCUACGUCACCAUGUCGACGAGCGAGGAUGCCGCGAAAUGUAUACAACAUUUGCACCGAACCGAGCUCCACGGACGCGUGAUAUCUGUAGAAAAGGCAAAGGGUGACACUCAGCAGAGUCACAUGCGUAAACGAGACACGACGAAUGGAAAAUCAGAGAAGAAGGAAGAGAAAGACAAGUCGAAGGAUAGUCACGAGGUUAACGAUCGCAAGGAUAAAGAAACGAAGAAAGAAGCGGAAGAUAAAGGAUCGGAAGCAACGAAAAAAUCGGAGGAGAAAAGUAACGAAAUUGCUGAGAGCAAGAAAUCAGAAAUCCAGGACAAGAAAGAGGAUACCAUUUCGAAGGAUGCCGAUUCUCGAUCGACCAAAUCGACCAGCAAAAAACCAGAGAGCGAGAGGGGAAGACGCGACGAGAAGAGGAUUCGAUCAUGGGAUCAUCACCGAUCGCAUACGCGAUCGCGUAGCCGUGAACGACGUAGACGCGACGAUGUACUGACAUUCGCCAAGAUCAGAGAGGAACGAGAAAGGCAGAGGCUACGCGAAAGGGAACGAAUGCUUCGCGAGGAAGAGCGACGAAGAAGAGAGGAUAUGGAACGACAGAGAGAGGUCGAACGAAGACAAAGGGAAGAAGCUGCUCGUCUGGAAAGAGAACGAGAGAAAUUACGAAGAGAAAGGGAAAGAAUCGAACAGGAGAAGGCUGAAUUGCUUCGAUUGGAACGCGAACGUCAGAAACUCGAGCGAGAAAAAUUAGAACGGGAAAGAUUGGAAUUGAAAAGGCAGCAAAUGCGAUUGGAGGAAAGCAGACGGGCUCCACCGCCGCCGUCCAUAAAACGAUCCUCCAGCGAUCGAAGGGACCCAAGGGACAUGUACGUGGAGCCGGACAGGAAGCGUAUGGCCACGGAUCAUAGCCGAAGACAUACUCCUGAACGAGUGAGCGAUCGCCGUAGCGAGAUUUUGGAUCGUGUUUCGGAUAGACGAUUAGACACAUCGCCGCCUGCUCGCUACGAAUCCAGUAGAUCUGCUCAGGAUCUUGGAUUAAAGAAGGAAUUUAAACGCAGCAGCGACUUCACUUCUCGCAGUAGUCGUCCAGAAAGCUUCUCUGAUGUAUCCCGUGGAAGAGAAGUGAUCGUACGUCGAGAUACGCUUAGUACAUCAACAUCGUCUAUAGAUCCCCGACAAGUUAAAGGAAGACAGAAACAACCUUCACCGCAACCGCGUUUUCGCAGGUACGAACGUCCAAGUACAACCACGUAUACUCGCGAACGCGAUGUUCGACGUUCCGAUACGGAAACCCAUAGAAGUUCGAGGGAUAGUCAUACACGAUAUAGCGACAGCUUCAAGCCUACAAGCUCCAGUACACCACGCGAGAGUCGUUACGUGGAAAGUAAUAGAACGACUAGUAGCUGGCAUUCCGGUCCUCCGUCUACAAAAUCGUUUAAUUCGGUUACGAGUAGCGGAACUCGAGAUCCUCGUAACGAACCAUCUAGCUGGAGUUCCAGGUCCUCCGAAAACGUAAACAGAUGGAGCAAUUCAGGCAGCAUGGGAAAUACAUUGCGACAUCCAGUACCACCGACCUAUCAAAGCGGUCCCAUGCAAUCUAUGGGAUUAACGGCACCCGGCACAACGCCAUCCUACGAUCGUUUCGACCCGUAUAAAUCGUCGAUGCAAAGCAUGAGAAAAUAUUGAUUUUAACUCUCACCGAUUCGUGUCACUGCAACGAAUAACUAUAAAUCUAAUACCAACGCGUUUUUUUAGACGCGCAUGUAUGUGUAUAUACACACAGUCACAAAACACACGCAUCCGCGACACAUACAUGCGCGCGCUGAAUCAUCAUUUACACUUUUUAUUAAAAUCAAAUAUUUACAUACGGAAUAGCAUCGAUUACAAACAAUUAUGCAUAUACGUUGUUUACAAGAACGAGACGUGCACAUGCAUCUUAGAAAUUUCUUUCCGUCUUCUUCGUAUUUAUCAAACGUGUAAAUCUCAUUUUUGGCAUUGGUAGCAAUUCAAAUGAAUGCUUCGUUAGAGACAUUUAAUUUUCAGGUUUACACGAAUUCAACGUAACUAUCAUUUUUCUUAUUUCUUAUCUUUUCUCACUGUUGUAUCGUAGUAUAACAACACCCACCGUGACAUAUUAAUUUUUUGCGCGUAUACGUUUAGCGAGACAGACAAAACGCAUACAAGAUUAUAUUGUAGUACUUGCAGCAUCGAACUAAGAUUUUGAUGGAUUUUUGUACAUUUGUUAAUAGACAUGAUUUUUUGAUGCUUGGUAAGAUCUAAAAAGAAAUGCUCGAAGAGGGAUAAAACAUUUUAUUGACUUUAUCACGUAAUUAUAGAUCCGAUCGAUUGCUGCAACUGAUUUCGAACGAUGAUAACGCGCGAUCGUUUACACCGUUGGACAUACAUUCUUAUAGGAGGGAAGGCAUCACAUAGAAUCAGAAACACGCAGUUACACGAUAUAUCUUUAGCCGAUUCUUUGUAGAAACACGUACAUAUUCUAUAAGGAUAUGACUGAAUUUGUAUAUUGAAUUCCAUUAAGAAUUGUACAUCUAACGACGUUAAGAUUUAGGUUCGAUACGUGAACAACACGUAAUAUGUUUCAGUGUAGCAACCACUAUACAGCAUAAAUAAAUUUACGACAUAUUAAAGUUGA
Osmia bicornis bicornis is the source of this 3905-nucleotide messenger RNA. RefSeq names its product SAFB-like transcription modulator (gene Saf-B). The coding region runs from base 242 to 2938 and encodes 898 amino acids. The record is from RefSeq and is a predicted model, not a curated record. The transcript is spliced from 15 exons. Gene Ontology annotation, cellular component: nucleus. Gene Ontology annotation, biological process: regulation of transcription by RNA polymerase II; regulation of mRNA processing. NCBI's taxonomy places the organism in Eukaryota, Metazoa, Arthropoda, Insecta, Hymenoptera, Megachilidae. Gene Ontology annotation, molecular function: RNA binding; sequence-specific DNA binding.